AUGUCGAACCGCUUCUCGGUCUUCUCCAAUCAGUCCGCCGGCCUCUCGGCUGGGCCACGGCCGAUCUCUCAACAUACCACCCAAGUCUCGACCACGACCCUGCUUAAUGCGCUCCACUCGUUCUACACGGCCGGCCAACCCUACCAGCUCGACUCCAGCACGAGCUUGGUCGUCAAUACCUGGGUCACCGCCGCGACAACACUGCCCGAUGGCCGCACCGCCGCGACUAUCGACCGUGAUUUGGCUGUCCGGGCCUGGGAACAUGCCCGGAGGCGAGCCGAGGAUGGCUGUAUCGCCCUCUGCUCUCUCCAUCAGUCGACUCCGUCACUGCUGGAGCCAUUCCUCACGGCCCUUCCCAUCUCCACACCUGAAGUUGCCUUCGCUGCACUAGCAACAUUACGCCCAUUUCUCUCCGCCGUCACCUCGUUCAACCCAUCUUACUCUCUUCACUCGGCCUUAUCCGUCUCGUACACAUUGACCCUUCCGGGCCAGGUUGUGGGGCUGUCCUUGGCUCUCUCCACGUCUGGCAUCAAUGUCCACAAGGGUCUAUUGAAUGUUCCCAGCGAGGCCGGGUUCCGAGCCUUCGAUGCAUUUUACUACCUCCUGACCUCCGCAUCAACUCCCGCAGAGCGCGAAUUUCUGGACUUGUGCGAGCCUUCAACAUAUACUCUGCUGAGUCGCUCUGGCACAUAUGAUCCUCCUUCUUACCUGCCGACCGCCGAUGAUGCGGCAUCCGCUGAGGAUCUCCGCGCCAAUUUGAAAACCAUUGGUAUCAAAGGCGCCUCCCAGCGUGGCUUGCUCUCGGUCCUGGCCGGUCUGCUCAAAUUGGGCAAUGCCGCCGGUCUCGAAGUGGACCAAGAAGAACUCGAGGAGGUGUGUGAGGAUGUGGGUGGCCUUCUUGGUGUGGACCCAGAGGUUUUGCUGCACAAGUGCUCCACCGAUGAGCGCGAAGUCUUGAUUGCCGGAAUUUACGAAGCUCUGGUCGACUGGAUCAUCAGCAAGGCCAACGAGGCCAUUGCCACUGACAUCCAGAAUAUUCUUGAGAACGACUCUAGCAACGGUGGCUCGCCACAGUGGUCUAAUGAAGACACGGUUGGGCUGACUCUUAUCGAUAUUCCCCGUCCGGCCUUGGGUAAGGCUGUUGCGAUGAGAGGUGUCUUCGAUGAUGACCUUGGGAUAAAUGCCGAGAUGAAAGAAGACGGCAUCCCCAUUCCACCCAUCGGUCAGUCCGUCACCAAUGAGAUGAACACGGCGGUUGCACAGGUCGAAGCCGAUCUGGGGAUCAUGAACAGUGCUGCUGGACGAGAACGUGAGCACGAACUAGACCGACGUCAGGGAGUCCUGGAGAAGGUUGGUGUAGAAACCGAAGAGGAUUCCUUCCUGCGUCAGGUUCUCUUCCCUGUCGAUACCGAGGGCAUCUCCGUUGGAAAGCGUGGCCGCUUCGAUCUUUCAAGCACUUUGGGUAGCAGUCGUGUCUGGUACCACCUGUCGAUCCAUCCUACCGACGAGCUGCCGGAACAACUCCAAGCCUCUGCUGCGGCUUGGUCGGCUGGUGCCGUAUCCCGUCAAUUGCGAGAUUGGCGACUGCCCGAGUGGGCCAACCGCCGCAUGAAGCAACUUGAUUUCACGGCUGAUUUCGACGUCGAGGAGUUUGUCGGACGUUAUUCCCGUCUUGGCUGCGCCGAAGGCCAGGAUGGAGUUGAGAACUGGAUUCUUGAAAGAGGUUGGAGCAACGGCGACGCGGUCGUUGGUCACCAGCGAAUCUGGAUGAGGGAGGGUGCUUGGUGGGAAGCCGAAAGCAUGCUCGAUCUCAAACCUGACGAGACUCCCUCGAACCCCUUUGGAUAUGGCGCAACUAUGUACGAGCCUGGCAUGUCUCCUGAUGGUAAUCUCAUUGGCGAGUCCACUACAUUGUUGGGUGGUCGCGACGAUAUCACCAUGAUGCAGCAUCCGGCGGCAAUGACCACGAUGGCCCCCAGCGUCAUGGGAGGUGCCAAGUCGAUCGCCCCAAGUGCACCUUUCACUCAAGCUGGUGCUGGUGAUUAUGGUCUUGGCCGCAAAGGCGACGACAACAAGGGCGAUGUCUCCUACUAUGACCAGUAUGGUCGAUACAUUGGUGACGAUGAUCUCGAGAACGGGGAGCCGAAACACAUUGAGAAGCAACCCAUUACUUUUGGUCGUCGACUUUGGUCUGGGUUUGUCUGGGCUAUGACCUUCUGGAUUCCUUCAUUCUUGCUCAGAUGGGUCGGCCGCAUGAAACGUCCCGAUGUACGAAUGGCCUGGCGAGAGAAGGUUGUUCUGGUCGUCCUGAUUCUGCUCUUCAACGCUAUUGUCUGCUUCUACAUCAUGGCUUUCGGUGAUCUGCUAUGCCCGAACAAAGACAAGGUCUGGAACACCAAAGAGGUCAGUUGGCAUGCUACGGGCAGUAGCUUUUUCGUCAGCAUCCACGGCCGGGUCUACGACAUUUCCAAGUUCUAUCGUAUCCAGCACAGUGAUAUUACCGGAGAGGACACCACCGCAUCCAGCAUGUUAGAGUUCGGAGGCCUCAACAUGGAUGCAUAUUUCCCUCCUCCUCUGUCUGUGUACUGCAAUACUGAUGAUGAUUCACUUGUCUUGUCUAACAACGACACCUCGGCUACCCAAACCAAUCCUCGCGCAGUGCAUACUUCGGGCAAGACCCUACAGCCAGACCCAGGCACCAAGCUCCACGAAAUUACCUGGUAUCAAAAGGUCUUCCUACCCAAGAUCGCUGAAUAUUACAAGGGUGACCUGGUGUGGUCAAAGCAAAAGAUUCAGGACCAGGCCAAUAAUGACCAGCGUUACUGGGCCAUCGUCAACAACAAGGUCUACGAUCUCACAGAUUACUUUUACACCCUGGAUCAAAAGAACAAUCUCGACUCGUACAAGAUUUUGCCGACUGCAGUAUCCAACCUCUUCAAGAACAAUCCAGGAACUGAUAUCACGGACAAAUGGCAGGAUACGACAGAGUUCCAAGACGCCCAGAGGUGUCUCGAUUACGUUUUCUACAAAGGCAAAGUCGAUUUUCGAGAUAGUCCCAGGUGUACUGUCAACAACUGGAUUCUCUUGUCGUUCACUAUCCUCAUCUGUGCCGUGAUUCUCGUCAAGUUCUUGGCAGCUCUGCAGCUUGGAUCGAAGCGCCGGCCCACGCCACAAGACAAGUUCGUGAUCUGUUUGGUUCCUGCCUACACCGAAGGCGAAGACUCUCUGCGCCGAGGUCUGGACUCCCUGACUGCCCUGCAGUAUGACAACAAGCGAAAGCUGAUCUUCGUCAUUUGUGAUGGUAUGAUUGUUGGAGGUGGAAACGACCGACCAACCCCGAAAAUUGUUCUGGAUAUUCUAGGCGUGGACCCCAAGAUGGACCCGCCGGCACUGCCGUUUCACUCCGUUGGCCAAGGCAUGGAGCAACUCAACUAUGCCAAGGUUUACUCGGGUCUCUAUGAGUACGAGGGCAAUGUCGUCCCUUACAUUGUUGUCGUCAAGGUCGGAAAGGAAUCCGAGCAGCGCAAGUCCAAGCCUGGAAACCGUGGCAAGCGAGAUACCCAAGUUCUUCUGCUGCAUUUCCUGAACCGAGUACACCACCGCGCUCCGAUGUCACCCAUGGAACUCGAGAUCUUCCACCAGAUCAAUAAUAUCAUUGGUGUGGACCCAGAGCUUUAUGAAUACUGUCUCAUGGUCGAUGCGGAUACCAGUGUCAAAGAAGAUUCACUCAAUCGACUUGUCGCUGCUUGUGCGGCAGACGCCAAAAUUGCUGGUAUCUGCGGUGAGACCAGUCUCCAGAACGAAGAGCGCAGUUGGUGGACUAUGAUCCAGGUCUAUGAGUACUAUAUCUCUCAUCACCUGGCCAAGGCUUUCGAGUCUCUCUUCGGCAGUGUGACCUGUCUUCCUGGAUGUUUCAGCAUGUACCGUCUCCGUACUGCCGAUAAAGGCCGCCCACUGAUCAUCUCAGACAAAGUGAUCAAGGAGUAUGCAGAUAACGAUGUCGACACCCUCCACAAAAAGAAUCUGUUGUCCCUUGGCGAGGACCGAUUCUUGACCACUCUCAUGACCAAGCACUUCCCGACAAUGCGAUACAAAUUCCUCGCUGAUGCCUACGCAAGCACGGCCGCACCUGAGAGCUGGAGCGUCCUCCUCUCGCAGCGACGUCGUUGGAUCAACUCUACUAUCCACAACCUCGUGGAAUUGGCGGCUCUGAAGGAUCUCUGUGGCUUCUGCUGUUUCAGCAUGCGCUUCGUUGUUCUUGUGGAUCUGCUGGGAACUAUCAUCCUUCCCGCUACCUGUGUCUACCUUGGCUACAUCUUCUACCUGAUUGGUAGUCAUACUGGACCAUUCCCGAUGAUUUCCAUCAUCAUGUUGGCUGCCGUGUACGGCCUUCAGGCGAUCAUUUUCAUCAUCAAACGGCAAUGGCAACACAUUGGGUGGAUGAUCAUCUACUUGAUUGCGUUCCCCAUUUACAGUUUCAUUCUGCCACUGUAUUCCUUCUGGAAGCAGGAUGAUUUCACAUGGGGUAACACCCGUGUUGUUAUUGGCGAGAAAGGAGACAAGCGCAUCGUUGCGGUGGGAGGGGAGCAGGAGGAGUUCGACCCUCGCAGCAUUCCCUUGCAACGAUGGGAUGACUACGCAUUGGCCAACAACCUCCCCGGCCGCCGUGGAGAUAUGGGCACCAGCCAAGAGAAAGUCUACUCUACAGGUCGUUAUGUGGAUGACAUGGGCAUGGAAAUGGAUGACAUGCAGUCUCAGUACUCAUCCGUGAAGCCGGCAUCAACCAUUCUGACUGGUUUCCCUGGUCAGGGUCGCCACGCUAGCCCUUACAUGCCUCCGCAGUCGCCCGCUCCAUUCGUCGGCGGCAACGUGCCCGGCAAUCGUAACUCCCACAUGUCCAACUUCUCCCGCUACACCGACUUCCCUCAAAUGGGUGGCCAUCCCUCUGCAGCCUCCCGGCACAUGUCUGUUGGGGGUCUCAGUGGCUACCAGGACAGCCCGGGUCACCAGAGCCGUCACAGCCUUGGUUUCAUACAGAGCAAUGAGAACCUUCUGGUCGGGCGGUCUCGCAGUCCACUCGGCCAAUAUCCUCCCUCUCGACCUGCAAGCACCGCUUUUGAUUUCCGCAGCGGUGGCAUCGGGCCGGAUGAAUCUGCCAUCACCGAAGCCACUCGUGCUUGUUUGGCCGAGGUUGAUCUCGACACGGUCACCAAGAAGCAGGUCCGCGUCCUUGUGGAACAGCGUCUGCAGACCACGCUCACUGGCGAAAAGCGCGCCUUCCUCGACCGCCAGAUCGACCACGAACUGGCCAACAUGUGA
Penicillium argentinense is the source of this 5319-nucleotide messenger RNA. It is a transcript of the gene csmB, whose product is annotated as putative chitin synthase. Lineage: Eukaryota; Fungi; Ascomycota; Eurotiomycetes; Eurotiales; Aspergillaceae. Gene Ontology annotation, molecular function: ATP binding; cytoskeletal motor activity; chitin synthase activity. Bases 1 to 5319 code for a protein of 1772 amino acids. Gene Ontology annotation, cellular component: cell periphery; cell septum; myosin complex. The transcript is spliced from 4 exons. The record is from RefSeq and is a predicted model, not a curated record.